Messenger RNA from Durusdinium trenchii, 3449 nucleotides. The record is from the annotation of a GenBank genome assembly. NCBI's taxonomy places the organism in Eukaryota, Dinophyceae, Suessiales, Symbiodiniaceae.
AUGCAGGUUUGGGCAAAGAAGGCCCUGUUCUUCCUCUUUGGUUUGCUCAGUGUUGCCUUACAAGGCUGUGGCUGCAAUGAGCAAGGCAUGAACGACUGUGGCAAUGGGUUGAGCGGCACUGGUUGCACCAUGGUCGAAUCAGCCGCCAAGUGCAUCGCUGACAACGGCUGCUGUGACUUCGAACAAUCGGUCGAUGGCGUCAAGUUGAAGGGUCGCGAUGGUGAGGGCAGCAUUGCAGGGGUUCAGCAGCUCUCGAACGAGGCGAACGGGGCUUUAUGCUCCGAUGAGUUCCAUGCCUUGAUGGAUACGGUUGGCCUGUCGUUGCAGGACGCCGAGCAAGGGAACCCAGGGCUCGGCGGGCUGGGCGGGCAGGUCGGUGGGCAAAGGUCGCAGGCCUUGUUCCAGUAUUUUGACCCGAAGAAGCAGGGUGAGAUUUCAUAUAGUGCUCCCGGCAUGCGGGGAGCUGUGGGGCGGGAGCGGGGCGGUGAUGCACAAGUUGAAGAGCUUCAAGAUGCCCCGUGGGCAUCGGGCCACUACCCCUCGAACAUGGCCUCGCUGCGGCGAGUCCAACCGCGCUUCGAUCCGGAGGCCCCGCGGCCUUCAGAAACUGCUUUCAACCUUGAAAGAUGGGUGCUAGGUCCCACCCGUGCCCGUUUCCUGCUGCACGAGCUGGGGGAUGAGGUGCGAGGAGCGCGGAGCGCUCAAACGCGCUCCGGAGGUUUCAUGGCGCUGGGGCGGUGGAUUUCGCUGCUGUCGCUCCCAGCCACCUGGGCGGCCUGGGUGAGUCUGAGCGACCUGCAAGAUCCGCUGGUGGUGGAGGCCUUCCAGACCAACGCGCUCAGUGACCUCUCACCCGAUCCAGUGGAGAAGGCGGAGGCUUCGCCGCCUUCGCCUGCGUGGCUUGGAGCCUGGGGUCGUUCGCGUGGGCUGGUUGGGCUGGUGAACUGCAAAGCAGGGAUGAAGAGGCCGGAGGUGUUAGAAGCCACCGAGUUCCUCCAGCGGCACUCGCGUGAGCUCGAAGAGAAUCACGUGAACCUCUCGGCCUUGUUGUCGCUGGAGCGCUUGGAUCCCAACGAUCCCAACACGCCGAAAGGGCCCACCCAGGACCGCGGAGCGGAGUCCGGGGGUCGGAGCUCCGGGGGCGAUGCCUGGGCCCUAGGCCACAUCCUAUCCUUGGGCACAGUCCGAGACGUGCAUUCGCCCCGCUGUAACCGUUUGGACUCUCCAAAGGCCUUUGCCUUGGCCAAGCGCAUCCGGAGCCAUGAGGGGAACUUGGUGGCCAGUGUCGCCCGGAAGAAAAGACAUGGAACAGGGGGCGGGAUUGCUCGGGCGGAGCGAGCUCUGGGGGUGGGAUUGUCCAACACGCUGCUGGAACUCCAAGGCACAAGGGAAGAUGUGGAGAAGGCUGUAGUGAAUGUGGUGAAUCCCGACAACUGCUUGACGAAGCUCCUCUACUUGCUUUACAGAGCCUUUGCAGAUGGCUUGCUAUUGCAGUUUGUUGGCAGACGAUUUGAGAAGGAGGAUGACUUCCCAUAUCUGCCCAGAAAGCUUGGAAGUCCCCUGAGUUGUGACAUUGGCUUCAACUUUCAGAUGGGCGAAGUGACGGGCCGUCAGAAGAGGCGUGAACAUCUCAGCCUCCAUCACCACGCCGAUGUGCGCCUCGCUACCGCAGACCUGCGCUGUGUAGGCUUUGCACCGUCGUACAGCGGAGUGGUACCAGCACCACAUCCUUCUGAUGGUCUCUACUGGUUGGGUCUCCGCCAUGGCCGCAUGGGCCGCCCGGGCUUGUCACACGCCCGGCGCUUGCGCCGCGCGUGGCGCUUGGGCUCCCAACAGGGAGCUGAGAGUGUGUGGAGCCCAGGAGGGCGCGGCGAGGCGAAGGAGAACGGCGCGGGAGCGGUGCGCCUCCUCUUCGCCCAGGAAGAGCUCCAAGCCUUGGGAUCCUCUGAAGAGACCCAGUGGCGCGAGGCCCUGAGGCACUUGCGCGAGGCCAAGCCGCUGGAGGUCCGCUACUGGGGCGCUGGCAUCGGGGCAUGUGCGCGUCAUCAUUUGUGGACCUUGGCGCUGCAGCUGCUGGUAGAGAUGCGGCAGAAGGAGGCUGUUCAACCGAAUAUCGUGUGCUUCAACGCUGCGAUGGCCGCCUGCGAGCGGGCCUUUGCCUGGACGCAGGCGCUGGAGCUUUUCUCCCAAGCUUUUGAGCUCAAGAUGGCGAAUGUGGUGAGCUUCAGCACGGCCGUCAUGGCCGCUCGCUCCGGGUCCCACGGCUGGCAGGCAGCUUUGCAUUUAUUGCAGCUCUCUCUCCAAGGUGGCCAUGCAAAUGCCUUUGUCUUCACCGCAGCCAUCCAGGCGUGCGGUCUGGGCAGUUGGCGCCACGCCUUGGGAGUGCUGGAGGCCAUGCGAGGCCUGUCCUCUGUGCAGGUGGAUUCGACCGCCCUCAAUGCCUGCGUGACCGCCUGCGAGCGGGCCGAGGGCUGGGCACAGGCCGUAGAGCUCUUUGAGGCCAUGGAGAGCUUCCAGGUCUCCAAGGAGGUCAUCAGUUUCAACGCGGCCAUCGCUGCAUGGCGUGGCCACUGGCCACAAGCCUUGCGGCUGAUGAAGGAGCUCAGGUCGGCGGCUCUGGUGCCCAGUGUUGUGACCUGGAAUUCCUGCAUCUCUGCUGCUGAGAAGGCCUCGGAGUGGCAGAUGGCUCUGCAGAUGCUGCAGGAGCUCAAGGACGAGGGCCGCCCCAGCGUGGUCUCCUUCAACGCCGUUCUGAGCGCCUGUGAGCGCCGCGGAGCUUGGCGCUGGGCGCUUCAGGUGCUCGAGGACAUGCCCAGAUCAGCCGUGAAGCCGGAUGCAGGAAGCUAUGGUGCUGUGCUCACGGCCGUGGGCCGCGAGGCGGUUUGGUGGGAGACUGCCUUGGAGCUGCUCCAGCAGGCCUGGGAUUCCGCGCGGGACUCCUCGAUGUCGAGGAAGGAGUUGCUGGAACGCGCCAUUGUCGCUGUGAUGCGCGCCGGACGCUUGCCGGAGGCUGUGUGCCUUUACCGGGAAGCCCAAGUGUUGGGAUUGUGUGCGCCUUCGCGGGGUCCCGACCUGCUGGACCUGCACGACUUGGCCUUGGAGGCCGCCCUGGCGGCCGUGUGCGAGCGGCUCCUGGCGGGGGUGGACACAGGCGAGUUGGUCCUCAUCACCGGGCGAGCGUCGCAUAGCCGAGAAGGCAGCGCUUCGAUGAAGGAGGCCUUGGUUCACUUCUUAGACUCCGAGCUUGGCCUUGCCACCGGCGAGGUGCCCGGGAAUCCAGGCCGCCUCCAUGUCUCGCUGCCCGUGGAGUUCCAGGGGCCGGGCCGGCUGCAGCAGCGAGAAAGGAAGAGCCAAAAGAAGUGCGGCCGUCACCCCUCGCUGGGCAGCUAGAGCUCUGCGAGCCAUGUUUGUGGAGAUGUCAGCUGGAGCUCCACAGCAUCUGAUUGACA